Abrus precatorius (Indian licorice) is the source of this 1808-nucleotide messenger RNA. RefSeq names its product inner membrane protein PPF-1, chloroplastic. The record is from RefSeq and is a predicted model, not a curated record. Gene Ontology annotation, molecular function: membrane insertase activity. Gene Ontology annotation, biological process: thylakoid membrane organization; protein localization to chloroplast; protein insertion into membrane. The transcript has 11 exons. NCBI's taxonomy places the organism in Eukaryota, Viridiplantae, Streptophyta, Magnoliopsida, Fabales, Fabaceae. The coding region runs from base 126 to 1472 and encodes 448 amino acids. Gene Ontology annotation, cellular component: chloroplast thylakoid membrane.
AUCGUGCGCUUUGUCCUUGCCUCGCAAAAAAAAUGGGGAUAAUUCGCAAAAUAUUCUCUCAUCUCUAAUCCGUUAUGAGAAGCUGAACACGUCCCUGCAAAACCUCCUUCAAAAGCUUCUCAUCCAUGGCCAAGACACUCAUUUCUUCUCCCUCAUUCAUCGGUACGCCGCUUCCCUCGCUCCCUCGCCACCACUCCCCCCACCGCACCAGGCUAGUCACCACCAAGGUUAACUUCAGCUUCCACCAAAUUCCCUCAAUUCAAUCCAUUGACCACUCCAUUGACUUCGCCGGAAUCGUCACCAGAGCUGAAGGCCUUCUUUACACGCUCGCCGAUGCCGCGGUUGCGGCGGACCCGGCGACUUCCACCGACGUGGCGACCUCCACCGAUGUUGCCGUACAGAAGAACGGAGGCUGGUUCGGCUUCAUCUCUGAAGCCAUGGAGUUUGUUCUCAAGGUGUUGAAGGAUGGUCUUUCUGCAGUGCAUGUGCCUUAUGCAUAUGGAUUUGCUAUCAUAUUACUCACUGUUGUAGUUAAGGGCCUUACGCUUCCCUUGACAAAGCAACAGGUUGAAUCAACACUGGCUAUGCAAAAUCUUCAACCAAAAAUUAAGGCCAUUCAACAAAGAUACGCUGGCAAUCAGGAAAGGAUACAACUUGAGACAUCAAGGCUAUAUCGGCAGGCCGGGGUUAAUCCACUGGCAGGUUGUUUACCGACUUUGGCUACGAUUCCAGUUUGGAUUGGUCUCUAUCAAGCUUUAUCAAAUGUGGCAAAUGAGGGACUUUUAACAGAGGGUUUCUUUUGGAUCCCCUCUUUGGGUGGUCCUACUACCAUUGCUGCCAGGCAGAGUGGAUCUGGAAUUUCUUGGCUUUUUCCGUUUGUGGAUGGACAUCCACCUUUGGGUUGGGGUGAUACCGCAGCAUAUCUUGUCUUACCUCUUCUUCUUGUUGUUUCUCAAUAUGUGUCAAUGGAAAUCAUGAAACCUCCUGAGACAGAUCCUUCUCAAAAGAAUUCACUGCUUCUUUUCAAGUUUCUUCCACUCAUGAUUGGCUACUUCUCCUUGUCUGUCCCAUCAGGACUAACAAUUUACUGGUUUACAAACAAUGUCCUGAGCACAGCUCAACAAGUAUGGUUGCGCAAAUUUGGAGGUGCAAAGCCUGUUGUGAGUGAAAAUGCUAGUGGAAUUAUUACUGCAGGGCGUGCUAAAAGAUCAGCUUCGCAGCCAGAAAGAGCUGGUGAAAGGUUUAAGCAGUUAAAAGAAGAGGAGAAGAAGAAAAAGUUAAGCAAGGCACUUCCUGUGGAAGAAGUUCAGCCGCUGGAUUCUGCUUCUGAUGAUGUCUCGGAUGUAGAAAGUGACAAUAAGGGACAGGAGGUAGGAGAAGAAGCUUAUGCUUCUAAAGUUGGCGAAGAGGUUCAACAAAGUUUUUCUAGGGAAAGAAGAAGCAAGCGUUCAAAGCGGAAGCGUGCUGUAUAACGGACAGCUUUCGGUUGUUUGUAGUUUAUAGCGAGUCUUGUAUAUCUCAAGAGAUUAUAACAUUUUUGGGUUGGCAAAAUUUAUUGAAUUUGUAAUUUAAUCCAGCAAAUUAUCUUUGUUGCGUUAAGUUGUUCUACAUGUUAGCCAAAGCAAAUUGUCUUGUGACAUUGUUUAAUUUCUUACAGUUCAGAAUAUUUUUUUGCCCCUGGAACCUGGGGAGCAUAAAAUCUUACAUGGAAUGGAGAGAGACACGGCAUGCUGACUAUUGAAACAUAUUGUUGAACGGAAUCCGAAUUUUGUUAAUGUUAAAACCAAGUUGAGAGACGAUGGUGUUAG